AUGGAAGAUAAGAAGAAUGAAGAGGAGGUUGUGGUUGAAGAUGUAGUCUCUGAUGAUGGAGUAGGAAAGAUAAACAUACCAUUUGCUGAAGUCCUGGAGAACAUGCCUCACUAUGCAAAAUUUAUGAAGGAUCUUCUAUCUAAGAAGAGGAAGUUAAAGGAUGGUGAGACGCUGGCUUUGACGGAUGAGUGUAGUGCUCUGAUUCAGAAGAAAUUACCUCCAAAGUUGAAGGAUCUAGGGAGCUUUAGCAUUUCUAUUGCAAUUGGGAAUGUGGAAGUUGGUAAAACACUAUGUGAUUUGGGGGAAAGUAUAAAUUUGAUGCCAUUGUCUGUCUGUAGGGCAUUGAGGAUAGAUAAGUUGAAGGAUACCAAUGUUAUUCUGCAUCUAGCAGAUAGAUCUAUCAAAAGACCAGAGGGAUUAGUAGAAGAUGUGUUAGUUAAGGAAGAGGAUACUGAAGGUCCUUUACUCCUAGGAAGACCAUUCUUAGCAACUGCAAGAUCCCUGAUAGAUGUUGAACAAGGGAAGUUGAUGCUAAGGGUAGAUGAAGAAACAGUUACAAUUGAUGUCUUUGAAGCCAUCAAACAUCCUGUUGAUGUGGAGGAUUGUUUCAGUAUUGAUGUCAUACAUGAGAUGGUUGAAGAAGUGAAUAGAGAAGAAGACUUUUCAUUGGAGGAAGAUAGAUUUCUUGAGGAAACAAGUACAGAAAAUUAUCAAGAGGAACCGGUAGUGGAAGAGCUUGAUAAAAAGAUAGAUGACAUUCCUGUGGGAGCACCUAAGGUAGAGCUUAAAGAACUACCUUCAAAUAUGAAGUAUGUGUUCCUUGGGGAUGAUCAAACAUAUCCAGUAAUCAUCAAUGCAAUGUUAUCUGAGAGUGAAGAAGUGAAGUUGAUUAAGACAGUGCUUGGGUGA
This is a messenger RNA of Gastrolobium bilobum, 909 nucleotides long. RefSeq lists its product as uncharacterized. NCBI's taxonomy places the organism in Eukaryota, Viridiplantae, Streptophyta, Magnoliopsida, Fabales, Fabaceae. Bases 1 to 909 code for a protein of 302 amino acids. The transcript is spliced from 4 exons. The record is from RefSeq and is a predicted model, not a curated record.